AUGAGAUUUUUCGACGUCGUGACCGCGGCCCUCAUGGCCACUUCAGCCGCCUCCUACCCUGUUAGAGCAGCCCGCAAUGCUCCCGCGCCAGUUGAGGGUCUUGAGGGUAUCAUGGGCCGUGAUGCGGAGCCCCAAAAACUUAAGGUCGAUAAGCGUGAACCUCAGAAACUGAAGGCCAAUAGGCGCGAGCCACGGAAGCUCAUGGCCGAUAGGCGCAAGCCCCAAAAGCUUAAGGUCGACUAA
Bipolaris victoriae FI3 is the source of this 243-nucleotide messenger RNA. RefSeq lists its product as hypothetical. Lineage: Eukaryota; Fungi; Ascomycota; Dothideomycetes; Pleosporales; Pleosporaceae. The transcript has 2 exons. The record is from RefSeq and is a predicted model, not a curated record. The coding region runs from base 1 to 243 and encodes 80 amino acids.